Musa acuminata AAA Group (dessert banana) is the source of this 1793-nucleotide messenger RNA. Its product is annotated as CDP-diacylglycerol--serine O-phosphatidyltransferase 1-like. Lineage: Eukaryota; Viridiplantae; Streptophyta; Magnoliopsida; Zingiberales; Musaceae. The record is from RefSeq and is a predicted model, not a curated record. The coding region runs from base 227 to 1507 and encodes 426 amino acids. Gene Ontology annotation, biological process: phosphatidylserine biosynthetic process. The transcript has 13 exons. Gene Ontology annotation, molecular function: L-serine-phosphatidylethanolamine phosphatidyltransferase activity.
CUCUCUCUAUCUCUCUCUUUCUCGCUCUCUCGCUCGCGUCCGUCCAUAACUGUUCUGUUUCUCGCGAUCGGUCAAGACUCGAAAAGAGAGGAGAAAAAGGUAAUAAUAAGCACGCGCAAUUGAUCAAAUCGGGCUGCUUUUGGCGGCCUGGAUCUCCUAAUCUCCUGAUCGUACGGCGGUGGGCGGGCUUGUCGGCCGCUUCUACGGAACAGCUUGGCCGGUGCUCAUGGAGGCCAAUGGCGUAGGAAAAACAGCAAGAAGGUGCCACAUAUCUCGAGAAGAUAGUGAUGUGAAAUCUGUAGGUGAUUUUGGUGAACUUGAUCCAUGGACAGCUUGGGCAUACAAGCCACGCACAAUAUCUUUACUCCUCAUUGGGACAUGUGUAUUAGUUUGGGCUAGUGGAGCACUUGAUCCUGAAAGCUCAGCAUCAAAUGACAUUGUAACAUCUGUGAAGAGGGGUGUUUGGGCAAUGAUUGCAGUCUUCCUAGCCUAUUUCUUGAUGCAAGCACCUUCAACGGUCCUUAUAAGGCCGCAUCCUGCCAUUUGGCGCUUGGUUCAUGGAAUGACUGUGGUGUACCUUGUUGCCCUCACUUUUUUGCUUUUCCAGAAUCGUGAUGAUGCUCGGCAGUUUAUGAAAUAUCUCCACCCUGAUCUAGGAGUUGAACUACCUGAAAGGUCAUAUGGAGCUGAUUGCCGUAUUUAUGUCCCUGAGAAUCCCAAAAGCAGGUUUAUCAACGUUUAUGAGACAUUAUUUGAUGAGUUUGUACUUGCUCAUAUUUUUGGAUGGUGGGGGAAGGCAAUAAUGAUACGUAACCAACCUCUUUUGUGGGUAUUGUCGAUUGGUUUCGAAUUGAUGGAGCUUACUUUUCGUCAUAUGUUGCCGAAUUUCAACGAGUGUUGGUGGGACAGUAUUAUUUUGGACAUCUUAAUCUGCAAUUGGUUUGGUAUCUGGGCAGGAAUGCAUACUGUUAGGUACUUUGAUGGGAAAACAUACGAAUGGGUUGGCAUAAGCCGCCAGCCAAAUAUCAUUGGUAAGGUCAAAAGAACGUUGAGCCAGUUCACACCCGCACAAUGGGACAAAGACGAAUGGCAUCCUUUGCUUGGACCAUGGAGGUUCAUUCAAGUGCUGUGCCUUUGUGUUGUUUUUAUGACUGUGGAGCUGAACACUUUUUUUCUCAAGUUUUGUCUUUGGAUUCCACCUAGAAACCCCUUGAUUGUUUAUAGGUUGGUUCUGUGGUGGCUAAUUGCUAUACCAACCAUCCGUGAGUACAAUACCUACUUGCAAGACAGAAAGCCUGCGAAGAAGGUUGGUGCAUUUUGUUGGCUUUCACUAGCAAUAUGCAUCGUGGAGCUUUUAAUCUGUGUCAAAUUUGGCCAUGGUCUCUUUCCCAAUCCAAUGCCUCCAUGGUUGAUAACUUUCUGGACGACCGUGGGUACAACCCUCAUGAUUUUUCUACUUGUUUGGUCUUGGCAGAUUCAUCAAUCGGUGACGAAAAAGAUGGUAUGAUCACAUAUUAGAUUCUCUGCUACCGGUUUAUUUUGCAUCUGUACAUAUGCCUCACAAUUGUAAAUGGCGUAAUUGUUGCCUAGUCUGGAAACCAGUCGGGCACGUAGAGGAUGUCUUUUUUCAUUUUCCUUGUUUUUGGUUCCGAUUCCUCCGUUAACGUUAUGUCUGCUUUUCUUGACCAUGACCUUUUAUGUAUCCAAUUGAACUAUGAGAUGAGUUCAUACCCACAGAAUGAAAUGGAGUCAUCAUUUUAUGACAUCUCAACCAUUGAUCAUUUUGUUUAUAA